CAUAAGAUUUUCUCCAAUGACUAUUUUGAGGUGGUUUGGGUUUAGGCCAGCAGAUGUGCCUUCCCAAUUCUUCUAGGAGUGCCCCUUUUGAUUCCAAGGAAGAUGAUGUGUUCAAGCAAUUUAUGGACAUCCUCUUGUUUAGUUUUUGCAGGCAUAAUUUCUACUUCUCCAAGUUGUCCUUCAAUCUCCAAGAGUAAAGUGUUUACCUCUUCUUCUUGAUUUUUCAUUGUUGCACUAGGUAACUCACCUUGUAUCUCUUCAGCAACUAAGUUGAGCAAAUGACUUGAUUAGACCUCCAGAUUUUUAUUCAAACAUGUCUCCUCUUCUGGAGCUUGAAACCCUGAUUGUGGCUUCAAUAUAUCUUCAUUAUUCCAUGAGGUGUUUGGAUCAAAAUGGCAUGUAUUGGGAUAAGAAUUAUACUGUUGACUAUAAAACUCACAAGAAAAAUCAACACACUUGUUAUAUCGUUUAAAUAAGCAAUCAGAACUAAA
Rubroshorea leprosula is the source of this 491-nucleotide messenger RNA. NCBI's taxonomy places the organism in Eukaryota, Viridiplantae, Streptophyta, Magnoliopsida, Malvales, Dipterocarpaceae. The record is from the annotation of a GenBank genome assembly.